AUGUCCAUGUCGAUGGGCGACAUGCCUGCGGGCUCUAUGUCCAUGGGCGAUGGCGUUCCCAGUCUGUUCACCCUACAGAAGAUGUACUGGGCUGUCGUGGGAAGUGCAAUCGGUGCAGCAACUCUUGUUAACGUGCUGGAUCGCGUUAUUGCUAGCCAUCGCUUGCGAGAUUCUUCACUCACGCCCGCCAAACCAAAAUCACUCUUCUUCAAUAUCUACGCCACCAUCACAGCAACAGCCCGCGAAGUCAGCUAUGCGACUCCACGACCGCUUCGACUCGGAGGAUUGACCCUCCAUUUCCCGCCACUUGGCCGCGUUCUCAUCAUGCUAGCCAACUUGGUGGUAGUCAUGGUCCUUUGUUUCUACAAGCUGGACACCCUGGAUCCAUGGGCAUGGGAGAACGUCGGCUACCGCACUGGUUUCAUUGCCAUUUGCCAGUUGCCACUGAUCUUUCUGCUGGCAGGCAGACAGAACAUUAUUGGGUUCUUGGCAGGAAUGAGCUAUGUCAGUUUGAAUUGGUACCAUCGCUGGGUCGCGCGGACACUGUGGUUGACUACCACCAUCCAUAUGGGAUUCUGGUUCCGCAAUUGGGCUCGCUGGAAUUAUAUCACCUACCAGCUUUAUAACGAUCCGUUGACGAAGCGUGGAUUUGCCGCUUGGGUUAUCCUGACCUUUAUUGUGAUCACUUCCUUCGCUCCAAUUCGUCGGCUCAGUUAUGAGUUCUUUGUCAUCCAGCAUCUAGUCACCUUUGUUGGCUUUAUUGUUGCGGUGUGGAUGCAUGCACCUGAUGAAGUCAAGAUCUGGGUAUGGAUCCCAAUUGGUCUUGUGGUCUUCGAUAGGCUCGCUCGCUACACCUGGGGUGCAUAUGCAAACUUGGCCAUUUUCCACCGAAAGAAUAAGACAAAUGCGCUCUGGGCACACUCGGCUACGUUUACUCCGCUACCUGGCAAUGUCACCUGCGUUACCAUCGAAAACCCCGGUAUCGGGUGGCAACCUGGCCAGCAUGUCUUCCUCACUUGCCACUCUGUCGUUCCAUUGCAAUGUCAUCCAUUUACUAUCGCAUCCAUCCCAGAAGAUAAUAAGAUGAAGUUCUUCAUCCGCGCCGAGAAUGGGGGAACAAGACGGUUUUUCCGGUACGCCUCAAAGAGCAAUGGUCUACUUGGGGAUGAACAAGUGGCACGGAUGUCCGAUACGACAGUUUUUAUCGAAGGGCCUUAUGGAAGCAUCCGGCCCUUGCGUCAAUUUGACAGUGUUAUAUUGCUGGCAGGUGGCAUGGGUGCGACAUUCACGAUACCUCUUCUGCGGGACGUUGUCUCAGCGUGGAAGAUGGAGAGCAACGGCAGCAAGGAGCACAUACCCGCCCGUAUCGCUCGUCUAACAGCCACCCAGCGGUUGCGUUUUGUCUGGGUAAUUAAAUCACGUUCUCAGCUGACUUACUUUGAUUCCGAACUGCAGUCGUUGCUGGCAGACGUGGAUGAGUGUCGACGCACGCAUUCAAAUUUCGAGAAGGAGAUUGAAGUUAGCAUUUAUAUCACAUGCGAUGAAAAGCUAGAUCCGCCUAUCUCUGUCUCACUACCAUUACAGACAAUGUCUCCUCCUACGCUGGAGACUUUUAUCCAAGAUGAAGCCAAGGAUAUCUCUGAGAAAGACGAUAUCUCAAUUCAUUCUCUCUCUGCUGAGUCGACAUCGACCACAGGCCCCGUGGCCACAGGUAGCGGGUGUCUUCCCGGUGGAGGCUGCUGUUGCACUACCCAAAUCGAAGACGAGGAUAUCAAUACCACCUGUGCCUGUACCUGCUCCGGCCCAGCACCUGUUCAGCCUGAGAAGGCUGCUCUGGAUAUGAAGUCCCUUCGGUCUGAAGACCCCACAAGCAAAACAAUCAUUCAUCCCAAUAUUGUCUCUGGUCGUCCCACGCCACGAACUAUCAUCCGCAAGGUCCUGGAGAAAGCCGAAGGAGAGAGCGCCGUGGUUGUGUGUGGACCUCGUGGCUUAGCAGACGAUGUCCGCCGUAGCGUGGUUUCUCUGAGCGAUGAACGAGCCGUGCACAAGGGAACUGGCGCGCAGGGAAUCUACUUGCAUGUUGAGAACUUUGGUUUAUGA
Penicillium samsonianum is the source of this 2100-nucleotide messenger RNA. Its product is annotated as ferric reductase family protein. The record is from RefSeq and is a predicted model, not a curated record. The coding region runs from base 1 to 2100 and encodes 699 amino acids. Gene Ontology annotation, molecular function: ferric-chelate reductase activity. The transcript is spliced from 2 exons. Gene Ontology annotation, biological process: intracellular iron ion homeostasis; copper ion import; iron ion transport. Lineage: Eukaryota; Fungi; Ascomycota; Eurotiomycetes; Eurotiales; Aspergillaceae. Gene Ontology annotation, cellular component: plasma membrane.